This is a messenger RNA of Dracunculus medinensis (Guinea worm), 885 nucleotides long. Lineage: Eukaryota; Metazoa; Nematoda; Chromadorea; Rhabditida; Dracunculidae. The record is from the annotation of a GenBank genome assembly.
AUUAAAGUAAUUACAAGAAGCAGUCGAUCAUUAGCACUGGAAAGUGUCGGAGCCGCUGAUAGAACAUUACGUCAUGCUGAGCAAUAUUUGACUUUUGCUAGCAAUUUUCUCAUAUUUUUUCAACCACCUUCUGUAAUUAUGGAGUUUGUUAAUAAAGUUCCAGAUGUUUUAGCGAAAAAACUAACAUCACUUGGAGUAGAAGUUAAAGGAGUGGAGGCAUCACUGAGUGAUUUUAUAAACCUUCCGUCGGUAGAUUCAGAUGAUGAUUUUUAUCAAGAAAUUCUUAUACCAGAACCAAUUCGACAAAAACCAGUGGUCAUUGAUACCGUAAAUUUUGACGUCAGUGCAGUUUUUGUCCUCAUCUCCUCCAUGACUGAAGAAAACGGUACUAAUUACCGUUUCAGGAGUAGUUUACUGGAAAUGCAAGCAGAAGAAGAAAGAAAGUUGCCAGCAAGGCCUAUGUUGAUUGAAGCUAUGAAAGAUAAGCGAUUGAUCAUUUGUCGGUCCGCAUACAACGCUGUCCGGGAAAUAAUAAAGACUGUUGCUGGUGCUUCUGAAAAGAAACGCGCCGAAAUAUUUCUUGAUAAAAUUGAAAUCGUAGAAGACAAGUUAUCACAAAGAAUCGAACGUUUGCAAACUGGUUUAAAAAUUACUAAAAGAACAAAAGUUGGUUUUUUCAAAAAUUUGCUUACUAAUUAUACUAGGUUCAAUAAGGUUCAAAUUCAGGUAAUAUUCGGUUCAGGUGAUUUUUAUAAAGCUGUAACUGCCACAUCUAAUAAACAUUUUGUAAAUGCUGCGUCUCAACAGGGAGUAUCACUUGCAGUGAUUUUAGUUCAGUCGAGAGCACUCAGUGAACAAAAACAGAUGGAACUUUUAGAACGUUGA